Ilex paraguariensis (yerba mate) is the source of this 1665-nucleotide messenger RNA. NCBI's taxonomy places the organism in Eukaryota, Viridiplantae, Streptophyta, Magnoliopsida, Aquifoliales, Aquifoliaceae. The record is from the annotation of a GenBank genome assembly.
AGGAAGGUGAUCCUAUGUUAACAGAUCGUGUCUGGGAGGCAAUUGUGAAAUCUUUUGCUAGCCAAAUGAAGUCUGUUUUUACUGCAUCAAGCUUUGUGAAAGAGAUAUUCACCAUGGGAUAUCCAAAGCUCUUCUCGAUGGUAGAAAGCCUUCUUGAAAGGAUUUCACGUGAUACAGAUGUCAAGGGAGUUCUUCCAGCUGUCUCUUCAGAAGGAAAAGAUCAAAUGGUUGCUGCUAUUGAGAUAUAUCAGACAGCUUUCUUAGCCCUUUGCCUAAGCCGCCUGUCAGAUCUUGUUAAUACUGUAUUUCCAGUGUCAAGCCGUGGAAGUGUCCCCUCCAAAGAACAUAUCUCGAAAAUCGUAUCACGCAUUCAGGAAGAAAUAGAAGCUGUUCAGAUGGAUGCACGUUUGGCUCUCCUUGUCUUGCGUGAGAUCAACAAAGUCUUGCUUCUGCUUGCAGAACGAGCUGAGUAUCAGAUAUCUACUGGCCCUGAAGCACGUCAAAUUACAGGCCCUGCUACUCCGGCGCAGAUCAAAAACUUCACAUUGUGUCAGCAUCUGCAGGAAAUUCAUACACGCAUAUCAUCUAUGAUGACAGGACUGCCCACUGUUGCCUCUGAUGUCUUGUCUCCUGCAUUGGGUACAAUAUAUGGUGUAGCUUGUGAUUCAGUGACAUCUUUAUUCCAAGCCAUGCUUGACCGGCUCGAGUCUUGCAUCUUGCAAAUUCACGAGCAGAACUUUGGCGUGCUUGGCAUGGAUGCUGCUAUGGACAACAAUGCGUCACCUUACAUGGAAGAGUUGCAGAAAUGCAUUCUUCAUUUCCGUAGUGAAUUCCUUUCUCGGCUGUUGCCUUUUUCAGCGAAUUCUACCUCAACUGGGACCGAACCGAUAUGCACUAGACUUGUUAGGAGCAUGGCUUCUCGGGUUCUGAUAUUCUUUAUCAGACAUGCUUCGCUUGUUAGACCUCUUUCGGAAUCUGGCAAGCUGAGAAUGGCUAAGGACAUGGCUGAGCUGGAAUUAGCCGUGGGACAGAAUUUGUUCCCGGUAGAACAGCUUGGUGCACCAUACCGAGCCCUUCGAGCAUUUAGGCCUGUUAUUUUCUUGGAAACAUCUCAACUGGGAGCAUCUCCUCUUCUUCAAGAUCUGCCUCCAAGCGUCAUACUUCACCAUCUCUACUCUCGAGGCCCAGAAGAACUGCAGUCACCUUUGCAAAGAAACAAACUUACGCCUGUGCAGUAUUCCUUAUGGUUGGAUUCUCAGGGAGAGGAUCAGAUUUGGAAAGGUGUCAAAGCAACUCUGGAUGAUUAUGCUGCAAAGGUUAGGGCAAGAGGAGACAAGGAAUUUAGUCCUGUAUAUCCUCUUAUGCUGUGUAUAGGGUCAUCUUUGUCAGAAAAUAUCCCAGCAUCCCACAAACGUGGAAAGGAUGGGACAGUCAAAUGAAUCAUUCAUUUACGAACCAGUCCUUCAGAAUGUUUUUGACUCAACAUUUGCAGAUGGAUAGCCGAGUCUAAGAUAAUAAUGACUGUGUGCCAAUUUUCUGCAUUCUUUACAUCACAAAAUGCCAUAGAUGGAUAAAGCAAUUCUGCAGCCCUUGUCAACAGCAGUUCGAUAAUGCUGCUUUAUUUGGUAUAUUUCAUUAUGAUAUUAUUUAAUUUUUUGUUUUUGG